Molecule: messenger RNA, 1245 nt
Organism: Mycosarcoma maydis (corn smut)
Lineage: Eukaryota; Fungi; Basidiomycota; Ustilaginomycetes; Ustilaginales
Exons: 1
Coding region: 1-1245 (414 amino acids)
Biological process (GO): glycolipid biosynthetic process
Cellular component (GO): mitochondrion; plasma membrane; lipid droplet
Source: RefSeq, a predicted model, not a curated record
AUGUCGCAGCGGUACGAUCUCGUCGUUUUCGGCGCCACCGGCUACACGGGACAGCUGGUGUGCAAGUACCUUGUUACGCACGAUGCGCGGCCGAGCUGGGCUAUCGCGGGUCGAUCGGCGUCUCGACUGUCAUCUCUCAAGACGUCGCUGUCGCUUGCAGAGAGCGUGGGUGUGAUCGAAGCAGACACGUGUUCGUACUCUUCGCUCACCUCGAUGACAUCGCAGGCCAAAGUUGUGAUCAACAUUGUCGGUCCGUAUCGCCCGUUUAAAGCGACCGAAGUGGUGCGCGCGUGCAUCGAGACGUCGACUCACUAUGUCGAUCUCAGUGGCGAAACCGGCUUCAACAAGGACUGUAUCGAUCAGUUCCACCUCGAGGCACAAGCCAAGCGUGUCGUGGUGGUCAAUAGCGCUGGCUUCGACAGUCUCCCGUUCGACUUGAGCACGUACCUUGCCGUGCAGAAGCUCAAGCAGUUGACACACGCAAACAGCCCUGUCAAGCUCGCAGAGUGCGCAUACAAUCUACCGGACAGCCUAUCGGCGGGAACGCUGGCGAGCGCUAUCAGUAUGGUCAAUGAGAAACAGCAGAUGUACAGCAUCCGAGGCGAUUGGCUCAGUCCGGUCGCCAAACCGGACGCGCUCGUGUUCAACACGGUUCGAUGGUUCGCCCAGCGCAACAGGUGGGGUGCACAAAACACCUUCUCGAUCCACAACACGCGUAUCGUCAACCGCACCUGGGGUCUGCUUGAACACCACAACUCUCCGCAAGCGUACGGCGAAGCGUUCAUCUACAGAGAAGGCGUCAUUACUCCCUUUAAGCUGUACGGCAUAGUGUUCAGCUACAUCAAUGCGCUCUCCAUCUGGCUGCUCAUGAACGUUGCGCUCGUCCGGUCGCUUGUCAAAAAAACCAUGCCACCCAACUCUGGCCCGACCGAAAAAAGUCUUGUCAACUCGACCAUGCGCGUCGACACGGUCGCCACUGCCGACGACGGCACGCAAGCCAUCUGUUCGAUCCACGCCAAAGGUCACGCUGGCUACCUGCUCACCGCAAGGAUGAUCGUCGAAACCGCGCUCACCAUCACCGACGACAGGUCCAAAAAAUCCAACCCGCUCGACCCCAUCCAAGGCGGCGUCCUCACCCCCGCCCUCGUCGGCGCAGAAACACUCGCACAAAGACUCGUCCAGUUCGCCCACUUCCAAAUCACCACCGACACGUUCCUCCCGUCCGAACCGAAAAAGUCCAAGUAA